This is a messenger RNA of Penicillium subrubescens, 1641 nucleotides long. RefSeq lists its product as uncharacterized. The coding region runs from base 190 to 1641 and encodes 483 amino acids. The transcript is spliced from 2 exons. The record is from RefSeq and is a predicted model, not a curated record. Gene Ontology annotation, molecular function: transaminase activity; pyridoxal phosphate binding. NCBI's taxonomy places the organism in Eukaryota, Fungi, Ascomycota, Eurotiomycetes, Eurotiales, Aspergillaceae.
CAUUACGGAGAUCCACUUUUGGUAUUGUUGAGCUGUCCAGCGAGUGAGGAGGGGUAAAGAUCAUCAAGAGCGAUUCAAGACAAUUGGAGAACGAAAGCGAGCGACCGAUGGCAUUUUCCAUCUUGACACUUUCCAAAUUUCCUUUCCCUGAUAGCUGGAUGGGCGGAACAUCUGCCAUAAAUUUGCAUCAUGACUGUCACCGUGAAAUCAAUGUCGAAUGGUCAUCGCUCGGCGGAACCCCCUCUUGAUCACGAUUUCCACAACGCUUGGGGCACUAUUUAUUCCAACAGUGGAUUCAGAAACGACGACCGCACUCGCCAAAUAUGGGAAGAGUACACUGUGAACCCUGUCAGAGUUGAACAACAGUAUCACGUUCUUCUAAACGAGUAUACCGACAAGUUUCAGUCCUUUUUCCAGGGAUACUGGCCCAUCACGUUCCACGCGCAUGUCAGUGAUGUGCUCAUACCAACGACAAUAGCCAGCCUCAUACUCAAUACGGCUUCGACCUGUCCAUUGGUCGUGGAGGAUCCGGCACUAUCGCCAUUGCUCAAGGAUGAUCCCGAACCAGAAAAGGUUCAUCAAUUUGUUCGGGACCUUCUAGGCUGGACCGAUGUCCAUAUCACAUCGCCAAAACUGGCCAUCGUCGAUGGAAUUUAUGGCUGCGCCUAUGGACCCCUCGCCCACUCAUCCGAUGAGUGGGAGUAUAAGAUCAUUGGAUCGGGUCCUGAAGCCAUCCACAUAGGUCGAAGUGACUUUUCGUCAGAGGAUGCAUUGCUGAAAAAACUCAUUGCGGCCAAAAAGGAUGGUUGUGUCGCGGUGGUAAGCGAUCUAGUGAAUGCCUCAGACGGAUCAGUCUUCCCUCCCGAAUCCUUUCGUCUCCUACGCUCCUGCUGUGACCAAGCACGUAUAUGCCUCCUCGUGGACGAAGCAAUGACCGCGAUCCGAUGUGGAGCGCCUCUAGUCUCUCAAAGACCAGAGUAUUUUGAAGACGGGACUCUUCAGCCUGACAUGGUCGCCUUUGGUAAAGGGAUGGGCAUCAGCGGCGUUGCAAUUAACUUCAAUGGCCUGAUGAUGCGACACCUCGCUUUUCAUAAGCAGGAACUGAUUCGCCAGUCAAUUAGAUUCUGGCGGUCUAUGGUCACGAGGCCCAUUGCCACGCCAGUGCUAAUCGAGGCCCUUGGGAUUCUAAAUUUGGCCCAGGCAGAGGGUUGGCCGGAAAGAAGUGAGCAAAUUGGAAAGGCGUUUCGAGAGUUCAUCCUUCGCCUUGCUGGCAAUGAUGGUCACGGAAAAGAGAUUAUACGAGGUUUAGGCGCAUUCAUCGCCGUAGAUCGUGAGAUCUCCAAGAAAUUCAACGUCAUGGCAGCAUUUCGCAGACGAAGUUCUUGGGCGCGGUGGAUCCCAAAGCUCAACAGUGCUGCUGCUGUUGAUCAUCAAGCGAUUGAGAGGUAUUUGGUCGGUAUUGAGGCUAAGCCUCUUCGGCGGGCUCUGACUGAAGAGGCACUGAAGCAGGGAACCAAACCGCUCUGGUGUUGGGUCUGCGGGAUUGACGCGAUUGUAGAAGAUUGGUGCCGAACUUGCUUUUUGGGAUACUGUGGCACUGAAGCAUGUGCACAAUUCUUCCACGCACAUAAUUGUCUCUAG